AACAAACGUUAAUGCCCAAAGGUUCUUUUUAAAAAGUCGCACGGGUGUAUUAAAAAUGUCCGUUUUUGAAACUGAAGCCAAGAACACAACGACCUGUGACAGCUUUACGAAAGGUGGAUUCCUGACCAGCCGAUCGCUCCUCGGUGUUUCAGAGCUUUCCCGAUCUUUAGAGAGGGCUCGUGGACCCUUAUCAUCUACUGACUGUCGGUCUUGUCAGUCAAGUCUGCAUGCCUCAAAAGCUGGAAAAGAACCAUUUACAUUGUGUAAAUAUAUUUCUGAUAGCAGAAGACCGAGCAAAAACUUAGAGGAAUUGAGGAAAGAACUAGAAAAACAGACAAAAGAAACAAAGAUACUUAAGGAAGAGGUAGAACUUGCUACCAAAUUAACAAUGGACAAAUUCAACUGGAAUUUUAAUGAGGGUAGAAGUUGUAGUCACGAUGAGUUCUCAGCUAGCCCAAAAGACAAGUCAAAAUCAGACCGUUCUUUUACAGCAACCUUCCCAAAUGUGAGAUCUCCCUUUCAUAGCUCAUUAUUUCAGGCUUCUAUCUCAAAAGCCCCUCGUAACAAAUCACCACAGACUACAAAAUAUGACCUAGAUUUGGUUGUCUCCAGAAAGAACAUCCUGUCUCCUGGAUCACCAUGUGUGGAGAAGUCAAUGGACGACUGUGCAAAUGAGAAUGUUCAGCAUCAUGAACAGCCGAAGUUUAAUAUUAGACGGUCUGUGAUAGAUUUGCAGAGUAAAUUACAGGAAUUGCAAGCAGAAAGAGAUAAUCUGAUGGAUCUCAGAUUUAAAGAGAGUCAGGACCAAGGUGAAUUGAUAUGCAAGCUGCACAACACAGUGCAAGACCUUGAAACAGUUAAUCAUAUGCAGGAUGAGACUGUUCGAGAUGCCAAUGUUCAGAUUGAGCAACUGAGGAAAAAGGUACAUGUCUACGAUACUGUGUUAAAUGAAGUCCGUCAAGCACUUAUGCAUUAUGAAGAGCGCACUGGCAAGAAAAUAUAUGAACAUGAAAAUAUCUGCAGCCUUCAUGUCCACAGCAUGGGCACAGCAGUGGAUAAAAUCCUGAGAGACAUGGACGCUAACGUUUCCUACCUAGAAGGAAGACUUGGCCCAAUUGAAGAACAGCUGGAAAGCCUGAAAACUGAAUCUCAAAGCAAAACUGAAGCUUUGCUUAAGCAACAAGAAAACCGAAUAGAGCAGCUGAAUCAUGAACAUGAACAAGAAUUGUCAGCACUAACUGGAAAAGUAAACCGUUCUCGCAGCUUUGCCACAAGUUUCCAGAAUCAAGUGGAGGCCAUACAAGAACAAGCAAGGAAUCAGAGCACGAUGUACUCACGACAGCUUACAGAACUGGAGUCCACAGUCUGCCACCUGCGAACUGAAUUACGGGAAGCGAAAAGGAUAUAUGAGGAGAAGAUAGAGAACUUGGAAAAGCAAGUAGAGCAAUCUCAUUGUGAGGUUUAUAAUUGCAAGAGAGAAAGAGAUGAAUUCAGGCAACAGGUUGAAAGCACGAAUGGCCGAAUCCAACUGUUAAUGGCUGACUAUUGUAAAAUUGAAGAGGACCUUAAAGUGGCAAAAGAGCAAAACCAGAAGCUGUGGGAACGUGGCACAAGUACCAGCAUCUCUGUUGAAAACUUGGAGCAGGAAUUGGAGUGCAAAAAUCAGGAAAUACUGCGGCUGGAUGGUGUGAUAAACUCUCUGAAGGAACAGUACCAGCAUCAAUUGCAAUGUCAGGCAGCAUUAGAGGAGCAAAGAACUGAAGACCAAGAAAAAAGCAAGACCUUAGUCAAACAAUAUGAGAUCUGUAAGGAACAGCUUUAUAAAACUGGACAGGAGAUGAAUCAGAAGAACCAGCAACUUGACAAAACAGAAACAACCAUUUGUCAAUUGAAAGAAUCAAUAAAAGAAAAGGAAAGAUGUUUGGAAAAUGAAGCCAAAGAAAAAAGUAAAUUGCAACAUGAAAUUGAAGAUAAGUGCCAAAAAAUUCAUAGGAUGAAAAUAGCAGAAGAGACCAUUUGCGAUCAGUUUGAAGAAGCUGUUACCCACUUAAAGAAAAUGCAGAGUGAUAAUGAUUCAGUGAAAAUGGAGUUGAAUGAGAAAAACAAGAUGCUUACUAAUCUACGACAAGAAAUGGAAAGCAUUUCUGAAAUGACAUCGCAACAGAGUUGUGCAACUGAGGCACUGCAGCUUGAAAGAAAACAACUUCAGACUGAAGUAGAUUGCCAAAACCAGAAGAUUCAAGAGUUAAAGACUGAAUUGGAACACAAAGAUGCACAAAUGCAAGAGCUAAAGGCACACCUCUCUGAGUUGGAAAAGGAGAAAAUUAAGCUGGUAAAUUCUGCAACUGAACAAAUGUCUGAAUUGAGAGACUUGUUACAGGAAAAGGAUGUACUUUCAACGGAAUUAAAUCUCGUCCAGAACCAAAUGGGUGAUCUGAAAGAGGAGUACAAUAAUUUGCAGAGGAGCUACACUUGCAAAAUGGAAGAAUACGAUUGGGCUAUAAACAAACUUAAAGCUCAGCUGAAAUCAACCCAAAAUGAUCUUGAACAAACCAGAGAAGCAAUGAAAGUACUCGAAGGAGCUGAUACCCAUGCAAUGAAAGUUGCCAUGGGAAUGCAAAAGCAGAUCACUGCCAAGCGUGGACAGAUAGAUGCACUACAAAGCAAGAUCCAGUACCUGGAAGAAGCUUUAGAGAACUCUGAGAGGGAGAAAUGUUACCUAAAAGAAGAGAAGGUUCGCCUAACUAAGGAACUUGCCUGUAUAGUAUCAGAACGAAACAAAAUUGCUGGAGAGCUUGAUACCCUGAAGUCCCAAGAAAAAAGCUUGAAGGAGAAACUGAUUAGAUUGGAGUCCGCACUAGAGAAGGCUUGCCAUAGGUUUUCUGAUUGUCAGUCAGUUAUUCAGCGCCAGGAGCAGGACUUCAUGCGCUUAAAGCUACAGCAUGCCUUGGAAGUAAAGGCAGUGUCCAGGACCAGUGGUCUUCAAGAGGACUUGAACCCUGAACUAAAAAAUAUUCUAAUGGACCUUAAGAGUACAGUCUGUGAUGGGUGCAACAGACCAAGUAGUGUAAAUUACACUGAAUGUGAAGGAGAACAAACAUCAAGGAAUAUGCAUGCUGUGGAUGACUUGAAUACAGACUUCUGUAUGGACAGAGGAACACAAGAUACCUGCUUCAGGGAUCGAAUAAUGUGUACUCAGGAUGUAAAAGAACCCUUCAAUAUUGACCAUUUUACUUGUACUGCAGACCACUCAUUACAGGUAGGUGGUCCAUGUUACACCUCCUCCCCCAGGCAUCAGAGUCCGUCAGAGAGAUCACCUGUAUCUUCCUUGCUAACUGGCUCAUUAUGUGAACACAGAAGGGAAACCUCGGUCUUCGAUGACCUGUGCACUUCAAGGACCAGCUACAUGUCAGCACCAUGUUCAGAAAAUGAACUUCACUUCCAAAGUCACGAUACUGACCAGAUGGAUGUAGCAGGGCAGGCCUGCAAAAAACUGCAGAAUAAACUGGAUGGCCUGCAAAACCUGGUGGAAGAUCUACAGCUCAAGAAUCAUGAAAUGUCUUCCAUGAUCAGAAACCAAGAGAAGAGGAUAAAGAGAGUAAAAGACAGAGAGAAAAUGCUAAAGAAGUGA
Carcharodon carcharias (great white shark) is the source of this 3631-nucleotide messenger RNA. RefSeq names its product coiled-coil domain-containing protein 158-like. The record is from RefSeq and is a predicted model, not a curated record. The coding region runs from base 56 to 3631 and encodes 1191 amino acids. NCBI's taxonomy places the organism in Eukaryota, Metazoa, Chordata, Chondrichthyes, Lamniformes, Lamnidae. The transcript is spliced from 24 exons.